Durio zibethinus is the source of this 2561-nucleotide messenger RNA. RefSeq lists its product as uncharacterized. Lineage: Eukaryota; Viridiplantae; Streptophyta; Magnoliopsida; Malvales; Malvaceae. The record is from RefSeq and is a predicted model, not a curated record.
GAAGUCUUUACUUUUUAAUAAAUUUACAAAAUAGAAUACAAGUCCGUUUCCGAGCGGUCCAAACUGAAGCUAAGCCUUUCUUGUACAGGCGCACUCCGUCGUCUUCUUCUCUCUUCUGUACCAUGUCGGAGUUCCGUUAAAAUUUUAACCGUGGAGGAAAAAAAUGUUGAGGAAUCUACGAUCUCGGCGGCGGCCACGUUACGGUGCACAGGUAUGCGCCGUGAUCUCAGCCCUUCUCCUCUUAUUUUCAGUCUCUCUACUCCACACCCGCCUUUCUCUCUCGUCCAAACCCCAUAUCUAUCCCCACCAUUCCUCCGUAGACAACAACAACGACGACGUCGUUUUCCAUACUAACCCUCUCCUCUCCGAUGAUGACGUCACCACAACCACCACCUCCUCAACCGACGACAAAAUUGACGAAUUCGACACCCUCGAAGAAAACGACACCUUUUUAACCGAGGACGACAACAACGAAAUCGAGCAAGUAGAAGAACAAGAAAUCACGACAAUGAAUAAGAAAAACAAGAUCUUUUCAUCUGGGCAUUUUUACUUCGACCAUUUAAGCGGGUCAAUUAAAAGAGUUUUUAAUAAACGUUCGAUUCAAGAUUGGGAUUAUGAUGGAGGGUUUUUGAACGAAGGGUUUUUGGGAGACGAUGUCAAAACUAAGGCCGCCUUUGGAUCCGAUGAUGUUCCAUUGGAUGAGGAAGUUAGGGGGAAAAUGAGUGAAGUGGAAAGUGUUGAAGACGCUUUAUUGCUGAAGAAAGUGGGUGGGAAAAAGGUGAAUCCUUUGAGGGAGAAAUGGGGCGAUUGGUUUGAUAAGAAAAGUGAUUUUUUGAGGAGGGAUAGGAUGUUUAAAUCAAAUUUGGAGGUUUUGAAUCCGUUGAAUAAUCCUUUGCUGCAAGACCCUGAUGGGGUUGGUGUAACUGGGUUGACUAGAGGGGAUAGAAUGGUGCAAAAGUGGAUUUUGAGCGAAUUUAAGAAGGUCCCUUUUACUGUGAAGAAGCCUUUGGGGAUUUUGGAGAUUGUUGCAGAGGAUGAAAAAGGCGGUGAGAGUAAGAAAAAUGAUAAUGCAAGGAAUGUGAUAAGCAAAAGAGAAAAUAGUAGUAGUAAGGAUUCGAGUUCAAGAACAAAUGAGAAUAAGAGUAGUGAUAGUAGAAGGAGGAAGAAAGAGGCCAAGAAUAUAGAUUUAGAGGCUGAUAAGAGUAACACUGAGUUUUCGGGUCAUAUAUAUGCGGAUGGAAAGAGAUGGGGUUACUAUCCUGGAUUGGAUCCAAGGCUGUCUUUUUCGGAUUUCAUGGAUGCAUUUGUUAGGAAAGGGAAAUGUGAUAUGAGAGUUUUUAUGAUGUGGAAUUCCCCUCCGUGGAUGUAUAGUGUUAGGCACCAAAGAGGGCUGGAAAGUCUGCUUGCACAGCAUCGAGAUGCUUGUGUCGUAGUGUUCUCUGAAACCAUGGAGCUUGAUUUUUUCAAAGACAGCUUUGUCAAAGAUGGUUACAAAGUUGCUGUAGCAAUGCCAAACCUUGAUGAAUUGUUGAAAGAUACACCCACCCAUGUAUUUGCUUCUGUGUGGUUUGAAUGGAGAAAGACAAAGUUUUAUGCUACCCAUUAUAGUGAGCUUCUGCGGCUUGCUGCUCUUUACAAAUAUGGUGGCAUUUAUCUUGAUUCUGAUAUUAUAGUUCUGAAACCAUUAUUGGCACUCAAUAAUUCUGUUGGCCUGGAAGAUCAGCUUGCUGGAAGUUCUUUGAACGGGGCUUUAAUGGCUUUUGGAAAGAAAAGUCCCUUCAUAAUGGAGUGUUUGAAGGAGUUCUAUUUGUCGUAUGACGAUACCCAGUUGAGAUGGAAUGGGGCUGAUCUUCUAUCAAGAGUUGCAAAAAGGUUUUUGAACAAAAAGAAGACAUCCGUCAAACUGCCCGAGUUGGAUGUGCAACCUUCCUUUGUUUUCUUCCCUAUUAGUUCUCAGCAUAUUACAAGAUACUUUGUUGCACCGACGACAGAAACUGAGAAAACACAGCAAGAUGCUUUAUUCAAUAAGAUUCUGAGCGAGUCUGUGACGUUUCAUUUCUGGAACAGCUUGACAUAUGCUCUCAUUCCAGAGCCAGGGAGCCUUGUAACCAGGCUUAUUGACCAUCCCUGUAUUCAUUGCUCUGAAUUGUUGUGAAUUUCACAUCAUUGCUGGUUCUUGUCCAAGAAUUGACGAAAGCAUUUCUUUAACCAGCAAUUGCAGAAUCCCUUGCUUUGUGAAAUUUUGACAUUUUGAAUAUCAUGGUAGAAAUCCUUAUAAUUUUUCAGUUUUCAUAAUUUUAUUUGUUCAUAUUUGCUAAAUGAGUAGGCUGUCCUGCUAAUACAAAAUCUUUUUUUUUUUUUUUGUAAUUUAUUUUUCGAUUAGGUUCAGCGGAUAAUGUACCUUUGGCAUUGAGAGGCAAAUAAUACAUCACCAUUUUCAGGACAUAGGAUAGUUCAUGAAUAAUAGUUUUAACAAAUAUCUAUCGUUCAUGCUUUUAUUUAUUGACUAUAAUAAUUUUUAUCAAUGAUGUGCAUGCUAUCACAUUGACAUUGUGCUGGUA